Molecule: messenger RNA, 2005 nt
Organism: Eruca vesicaria subsp. sativa (arugula)
Lineage: Eukaryota; Viridiplantae; Streptophyta; Magnoliopsida; Brassicales; Brassicaceae
Source: the annotation of a GenBank genome assembly
CUCUGAUUUUGUUUGUUCUUCAUAAAGAAAAAAAAAAGAAACUUUUUCUUUCACCAAACAAUUAGUCUCUGUCCCAAAUCUUUUCCUCUACCUCUAGAUUUCUGGCCUUUUUUGCAUUUAUAGUGGAUUCCAUAAUAACAAAUUCUAUUACAAGACAUUGAUCAAAACCAGAGAUAGGGAGAGAGAAAGAGAGAGAGACGUAACUCUUUUUACAUAAAUUUCUGAGCUUUUUUUUUUCUCUCUCCUGAGAAAAACCGGUGAUCAUCGUCUAUGGCAAAAAGAUUGUAGCUUUCUUCAAAUCUACAGAGAGAGAGAGAGAUGGGAGGUUGCGUGUCGACGCCGAAAAGCUGUGUGGGAUCGAAGCUGAAGUCAAGCAAGCCAAGGAAGAGUCGUAAAAGACGAAAGCUUCAUAGGAAGAGAGCAGCCGCCACCGCCGCCGCCUCUUCUCGUCUCUCCGACGGAUCUUUUGACAAUCUCGAUCAUCCUCGUACCAACUUGCCCACUCCCAAUUUCAGAGGAAGUGGAGAAGAAGCAUGGUUUGAGUCAAAUGCCGCAUUUGAAACAGAUUGUGACGAUGAUUUCCACAGCGUCAACGAAGAUGCUUUGUCUUUAGGCGGAGGUGAGCGUGUAUCAGUCUCGAGUAGUAUGACCACAUCAUCAACAGAAGGAGAUUCUGACUCAAACGAAGCCAAUUCGCAGUCAGAGAGUGGCUUGAACGACACAAAGCAGCAGCCUGAUUCCAUAGAUUCAUCUGCAGAUGAAGGAGGAGGAGGAGGAGGAGGGCUCUUGGAGAAUUGCAGGAUCUUGCCGAGUAACUGUUUGCCUUGUCUGAAUCCAAUAUCUGUUGUUCCUUGUGUUGAUAAAAGAAGGGCUCUUAGCUCUAGCCCUCCAAGUUCUAGGAAAAAAGCUUCUCUUAGACUAUCUUACAAAUGGAGAGAAGGUCAUGCUUCAGGGGCCUUGUUUCUUUCUAAAAUGCAGUUGAAGAGACCAAUAGCUGGUUCUCAGGUUCCUUUCUGUCCAGUUGACAAGAAAAUGCUUGAUUGUUGGUCUACUAUUGAGCCAAAUAGCUUCCGUGUUCGUGGCAAAACUUAUUUAAGAGAAAAGAAGAAAGAGUUUGCGCCUAGUCAUGCUGCGUAUAAUCCUUUUGGUGUCGAUGUUUUCUUGUCAGAACGUAAAAUAAGCCAUGUCGCACAAUAUGUGAAGCUUCCUGUUACUACCACAUCCACAAAACUCCCAUCUAUUCUUAUCGUAAAUGUUCAGAUUCCGUUGUAUCCAACUACAAUCUUUCAAGGUGAAACUGAUGGAGAAGGAAUGAAUAUUGUUUUAUACUUCAAACUUUCUGAUAAUUAUGAAAAGGAACUCCCGCUUCAUUUUCAAGAAAGUAUUCAGAGAUUAAUAGAUGAUGAGGUUGAGAAAGUUAAAGGAUUCCCUAUGGAUACAACCGCAUCUUUCAGAGAACGGCUAAAGAUAUUGGGACGUGUUGCAAACGUAGAUGAUCUCCAUUUGAGUGGUCCAGAGAAGAAGCUGAUGCAGGCUUACAAUGAGAAGCCUGUUCUCUCCCGUCCACAGCACGAGUUCUACACGGGUGAGAAUUACUUUGAGGUUGAUAUAGAUAUGCAUAGAUUCAGUUACAUAUCUCGGAAAGGGUUUGAAGCAUUCAUAGACAGACUCAAGAUCUGUGUUCUUGAUGUUGGCCUCACAAUCCAGGGGAACAAACCAGAGGAGUUACCAGAACAGAUUCUGUGUUGUGUGAGGCUAAAUGGGAUUGAUUUCAUGAACUAUCAUCAAUUAACUCAAGAACACUCCUAUGACUAAUAAUAAUAGUCCAUUCUUUCUUUUCCUUGUAAAAGAAGAAACAAAAAAAAAAAGCAUCCCUUUAGAACCCUAACAAAAAGGGUGAUGAUUUUCAAGUGAAUAUAUAAAAAUUUCAAAUCUCUUAAUUAUCCAACAUAUGUUAAGUCUUCAUUUUAUAUUUCUACCCUUUGAGGAUGGAUGCAUUAUUUGG